UGCCCAAGAGCUGAUAUCCAACCCUCGGUGGCUAUCCGGACCAGCGUUUCUAUGGAAUCCCGAGAUCAACACAUCCACCACCGAAAGUCCGCCCCUCUCGGAAGACGAUCCCGAAGUUAAGAAAGUAAAAUCACUCGCCACGCAAGGAACGACCGAAAACGUGUCAACGAUUCUCCAGAGACUUGAAUACUUCUCCGAUUGGCACCGGGCGAAAAGGGCCAUCGCAGUUUGCCUGAAGCUCCGAAAGCGUCUGAGAAGUUGUACGACAGAUCGAGAACAAGUUAAAUCCGAGACACGCACCAAUUCGUAUCAGCCGGUAAACGUGGAACAGUUGCGACAAGCGGAAGUAGAAAUUAUGAAGGCGAUUCAAACGGAAAUGUUUCCCGUAGAGAUGGAACUCCUGCGUCGUUUGAAAUCCAACCCCACGAAAAGAGAAGACGUCAAGGAUCGUAAGGCAAGCUUAAAGAGAAACAGCGUAUUAUAUCGACUAGAUCCAUUUAUCGACAAAGAGGGACUCGUAAGAGUUGGCGGACGAAUCAAACGCGCCGAUGUCCCCUUUCACGUGAAACACCCCGUAAUCCUACCGAGAAAGGGACACAUUACAUCCCUCAUAAUCCAACAUUACCAUCAACGAGUCAAACACCAAGGCCGUGGAAUCACCCUGAACGAGAUUCGCGAGGACGGGAUUUGGAUCAUUGGUGCAACUUCUGCAGUGGCCCAUCAUAUCGCCAAAUGCGUCACGUGUCGGAAACUUCGUGGUACCGUAUCCGAGCAGAAAAUGGCCGAACUUCCCUACGAUCGAUUGCAACCUGCGCCACCGUUCACCUUCUGCGCCGUUGAUUACUUUGGCCCGUGGCACAUUAAAGAAGGUCGGAAAGAGCUAAAGCGGUACGGCGUUUUGUUUACUUGCCUAUCAUCUCGGGCGAUUCAUCUCGAGACGGCGAAGUCGUUAGAGACGGAUUCCUUUAUCAACGCUCUGCGUCGUUUCCUGGCUCGACGCGGACCCAUUCGUCAGCUCAGAUCAGACCAGGGUACAAACCUAGCAGGUGCUCGACGCGAAUUGAAAGAAGCCUUGCAAGAGAUGGAUAAAGAGAAGGUGCGAUCAUUCCUACUGGAAAAAGAAUGCGACUGGUUCGAAUUUCUAAUGAACGUGCCCUCCAGCAGUCACAUGGGUGGUGUAUGGGAACGGCAGAUACGAACGGCGCGCAACGUUCUGAAUGCCCUCCUCCUCGAGGCGGGAACUCAGUUGGAUGAAGAGUCACUGCAAAGAUUCAUGUGCGAGACAGAGGCUAUUGUAAAUAGCCGUCCCCUAACCGUGACUAAUCUUGGCUCUCCUACCGACGCGGAACCCUUAACCCCAAACCACCUCCUGACAAUGAAAUCGCGAAUACUACUCCCACCACCCGGCGAGUUCCAGCGAGCAGACAAAUAUCUAGUGAAAAGAUGGCGACGAGUCCAGUACCUUGUCAACCAGUUUUGGUCGCGUUGGCGUAAGGAGUUUCUCAACACUUUGCAAGGAAGGCAGAAGUGGAGCAACCCUCGUAGAAACUUGCGUGUAGGCGACAUCGUUCUCAUCAAGGAUGAUAACGCGCCUCGAAACCUUUGGCGAAAGGCUCGCGUUGACGAAGUUUACACGGACGUAGAUGGUUUGGUGCGAAAGGUCAAGCUUAUUGUGGCAGAUCCUCUGUUGAACGAACGCGGAAAACGAAGUCGAGUUGCGACCAUUUUGGAACGUCCUAUUCAGAAGCUAGUUGUACUUCUUAAAGUCGAAGACACGGAGAACGUUGAAGAGUGA
Messenger RNA from Paramuricea clavata, 1795 nucleotides. The record is from the annotation of a GenBank genome assembly. NCBI's taxonomy places the organism in Eukaryota, Metazoa, Cnidaria, Anthozoa, Malacalcyonacea, Plexauridae.